GGAAGGAACAGCAGGUGUAUGACGAAUGUUUAAGAAAUGGCGAAUUCAACUGGGGAGGGCCACAGUAUGCAGGCUCCUACUGAUCUGGGAUCAGCCUCUCUCCCUCCCUCCCUCACAGCUCAGACCAAGGGCAGUACUGUGGACCACAGAAAGCAGCAGCAUUUUGUCACAGCUCAGUCUGGAAGCAAUGCUGUAGCACCAGUAAUAACUGAGUCUUCCAUUCAGGGAGGCGUUACUUACAAUUUUAACAAUUCAUUUAAUAACUUCAACCCAUCUCAGAACACUGGUGUUGAGGAUGGAGCUUCGGGCAGUGAUGACAGCCACAGAAGCAAAGAUGAAUCCAUAAUUACAGACACACAGACACUAAAAUCUGACUUGAAGAAGAAGUUUGCAGACAUAUUUGAGAACCAUCACAUCCCCCUGAAUGAGAUCUUCACAGAGCUCUACAUCACAGAGGGGGGAAGCUGGGGGGUCAAUACUGAACACGAGGUGCGGCAGAUUAAGAGAACAUUCACAAGACAGGCGUCUCAGGAGACUCUAAUUAUCUCCAAUGACAUCUUUAAACCCACACCUGGUCAUGCGUGCAUCAGAACUGUUCUCACAAAGGGGAUCGCUGGCAUUGGGAAAACUGUCUCUGUGCAGAAGUUCAUUCUAGACUGGGCAGAAGGAAAAGCCAAUCAGGACAUUGAUUUCAUUUUUCCAAUUCCUAUCCAAGAUCUGAAUUUGAGAAAAGCGAAAGAAUUCAGUCUGAUAGAACUUCUUCAGCACUAUUUUCCAAAACUCACUUUCCUAAAUCAUAUUUCCCUGGAUGAGAUUAAAAGCCUCGAUUGUAAAGUCAAAGUGUUGUUUAUCUUUGAUGGUCUAGAUGAGUGUCAACCUCCUUUAGAUUUUUCGAAAAAAGAGAUGUGGUGUGAUGCAACAACGAGAACUUCAGUGGACACUCUCCUGAAAAAUCUCAUUGCCGGGGAUCUUCUGCGCUCUGCUCUCCUCUGGAUCACCUCCCGACCAGCAGCAGCCAAUCAGAUCCCUCCUGAGUGCAUCCGCCGAGUGACGGAGGUACGAGGGUUCAAUGACGCACAGAAGGAGGAGUACUUUAAGAAAAGAAUCAGAGAUCAGAGCCUGGCUGGCCGAGUUAUCUCACACAUGAAGACAUCCAGGACUCUGCACAUCAUGUGUCAUAUUCCAGUCCUCUGUCGGAUUUCAGCUGCUGUCCUAGAGACAGUGUUUGGUGGUUAUGGAACUGAAGUAAUCCCCAAAUCUCUUACGGAAAUGUACACACACUUCCUGCUUACUCAAAUGAAUAUGAACAAAAAAAAGUAUCACAGCACGAAUGAGACAAACUCAAAGAAAAUGUCAGCAUCAGAUGUAGAAAUCAUCCUGAAAUUGGGGACGUUGGCUUUUCAACACCUGAAAAAGGGAACCCUGAUCUUCUCUGAAAAGGACCUGAGUGAAUGUGACAUCGAUUUCACUGAAGCAUCAAUGCACUCUGGUCUGUGCACGCAGAUCUUUAGAGAGGAUUCUGGGUUGUACCGGGAGAAGGUCUACUGCUUUGUGCAUCUGAGCAUCCAGGAGUACUUGGCCGCUUUAUUUGCGUUUUAUUCAUUUGUAAACGAAAAAAUAAAUCUGCUCAGUCCAGAGGAACAAUUUGCAGAGAAUAGGCACGAAAUCUCACUGUCUGAUUUACACAGGACUGCAGUGGACGAGGCCCUUCGGAGUGUGAAUGGACAUCUGGACCUUUUCCUUCGAUUCCUUCUUGGCCUCUCGCUGGAGUGCACACAGGAACUUCUCCAGGACCUUCUGACCCGGACAGAAAGCAGUUCACAAAGUACAGAGGAAACUGUUCAAUACAUUAAAGAAAAGAUCAGAGCGGACAAUUCAACAGAAAGGAUCCUGAAUCUGUUCCACUGUCUGAAUGAACUGAAUGACAACUCUCUAGUGGAGGAAAUCGAGACUUCCCUGCGAUCAGGAAAACUUUCCACUGUCACACUGGACCCAGGACAAUGUUCGGCUGUGGCCUUUGUGCUGCUGAUGUCACAGGAGGUCGUGGAUGUAUUUGAGUUGAAGACGUACAACACAUCAGAGGCAGGUUGGCUGAGGCUGCUAACUGUAGUCAGAAACUGCAGGAGGGCCAUGCUUUCUGACUGUAAUCUCACAGAGGAGUCCUGCAAAAUUGUGGCAUCAGCCGUUCAGUUAGAUUCUUCACCCCUGGUAGAGCUGGACCUCAGCCACAAUGGCCUGGGAGAUUCAGGAGUGGAGCUGCUCUGUGCUGGACUGAGGAAUCCAAACUGUAAAUUACAGAUUAUAAGGCUUUCUGACUGCAAUCUCACAGAGGAGUCCUGCAAAAUUGUGGCAUCAGCCGUUCAGUUAGAUUCUUCAACCCUGGUAGAGCUGGACCUCAGCCACAAUGGCCUGGGAGAUUCAGGAGUGGAGCUGCUCUGUGCUGGACUGAGGAAUCCAAACUGUAAAUUACAGAUUAUAAGGCUGUCAGGCUGUCAGGUGACUGAGAGAGGCUGUGCUUCUCUGGCUUCUGCUCUGUCUUCAAACCCCUCACACCAGAGGGAGCUGGAUCUGAGCUACAAUCACCCAGGGGAGUCAGGAGUGAGAGCGCUCUCUGCUGCACUGGAGGACCCCAGCUGUAGACUGGAGAAACUGAAGCUUUCUGACUGUAAUCUCACAGAGGAGUCCUGCAAAAUUGUGGCAUCAGCCGUUCAGUUAGAUUCUUCACCCCUGGUAGAGCUGGACCUCAGCCACAAUGGCCUGGGAGAUUCAGGAGUGGAGCUGCUCUGUGCUGGACUGAGGAAUCCAAACUGUAAACUACAGAUUAUAAGGCUGUCAGGCUGUCAGGUGACUGAGAGAGGCUGUGCUUCUCUGGCUUCUGCUCUGUCUUCAAACCCCUCACACCUGAGGGACCUGGAUCUGAGCUACAAUCACCCAGGGGAGUCAGGAGUGAGAGCGCUCUCUGCUGCACUGGAGGACCCCAGCUGUAGACUGGAGAAACUGAACGUUGACCAUGGAGGAGAGAACAGGCUCAAACCAGGCCUGAGGAAAUAUGCCUGUCAGCUCACACUGGACCCCAACACGGCGCAUAAGGAGCUCAUUCUCUCUGAGGGGAACAGGAAAGUGACUCGAUCAGAGGGGAAAGAGGAACCUUAUCCUGAUCACCCAGAGCGAUUUGACUUCUGUCCCCAAGUGCUGUGCAGAGAAGGUCUUACUGGGCGCUGCUACUGGGAGGUGGAAUGGACCAGGGGAGACCAUUACUUUGAACGGACUGCAAUUGGAGUCGCAUAUCAAGGAAUCUGCAGGAAAGGUUCAGUGUUCAGUGUGGAUUCCCUUGGACGCAGUAACAAGUCCUGGAUUCUGGAAUUGGAUACAAUCGUUUGUUACCCCUGGCACAAUGGGAAGGGGUGUCCCGUAUGCGUGCCCUCCAGUAGGUCCUGCAGAGUUGGGGUGUACCUGGACUGGCCAGCCGGCAUUCUGUCCUUCUAUGGGAUCUCUGACACACUGACCCACCUGCACACUUUCCACACCACCUUCACUGAACCUGUCUAUCCUGCAUUUAGAGUUACUCCAGAUUCCUCAGUGUCCCUGUGCAUGCUGGGAUAG
Conger conger (European conger) is the source of this 3603-nucleotide messenger RNA. RefSeq names its product NACHT, LRR and PYD domains-containing protein 12-like. The transcript is spliced from 12 exons. The coding region runs from base 37 to 3603 and encodes 1188 amino acids. Gene Ontology annotation, molecular function: protein binding. Lineage: Eukaryota; Metazoa; Chordata; Actinopteri; Anguilliformes; Congridae. The record is from RefSeq and is a predicted model, not a curated record.